Messenger RNA from Dicentrarchus labrax (European seabass), 1387 nucleotides. RefSeq names its product arginine/serine-rich protein 1 (gene rsrp1). NCBI's taxonomy places the organism in Eukaryota, Metazoa, Chordata, Actinopteri, Moronidae. The transcript has 5 exons. Bases 275 to 1192 code for a protein of 305 amino acids. The record is from RefSeq and is a predicted model, not a curated record.
GGCAGCCUCGCUUUCAUUCGCGUGACGACCACAGAAGGCUCAGCUCCGAGGACGAGUCAACGGUUGUCCUCUCGCAAAUAUUUGACUAACGUUAGCUAACAAACCAACAAAACCAACAAAUACGAGUAUUUUGAAUAUUGUUCUUAAGUCAUCUUCUAGUGGUAGGUUUCGGAAGCGACUUUUUUGACCUCGUUUGAGUUUCUGUACCUCGUUUAUAUCGACGUUUUCCGAACAAAGGUCUCAAGCUACCGUCGACCUGCUUGUGGCAGAAACAAUGGCCAAGGUGAAAGACUCGCACUCUGACAUGGCCCACGCUCGCCAGACCGACGGCAUCAAUGUAAUCUUUGACCAGAACAGCCCUGCUUCAUCUCGCUCUCGCUCUCGAUCCACAAGCAGCAGUGACCGCUCCCUUGCCUCUGGCCGCUACAGGGGACGUGGCAGUCACAGGGGGCGUUACAGAUCUUCGUCGUCUUCCCGAAGCAGGUCUUCCUCUCGUUCCAGGUCUCGCUCUCACCCUCGUUGCCACAGACGUUCUUCCCGCUGCCGCUGUGACAACCAUUACAGAUACAGUCAACUUCACCAGUCAAGCCGGUCACCCUCGCCAGACAAGUACUCGCGUUCCAGACGCUCGAGGGCCAGCUCCAAGUCUUCCAGCCAUCAGAACAGGCACAGGAGGGAUGUGAGCCGGGUCAGACAUAGGCCGUCGCAGUCUUCAUCCAGAAACAACAGGAGCCGCUCACAUUCCAGAUCAGGACGCUCUGUCCGUAUGAGUUUGGAUGAUAAAAGGGAAGUCCUCAAAGCUGCAAUCAGCAAUGUCGAGAAGGUCCUUGGACCGGAGAGGCUGGAACUUCCAGAGAGCGUAAAACCAAUCCUGGCAGAGCAGUCGGAGCCCGAACAGGUGUCACCAGAACGAGGGACAUGGGUGAGACAAGACCCUGAAAAGACUCCAUCACAGAGCAGUGAGGAGGACCCUGAUGAUAUGUCCAGCCCCAAGAUGUUUCCAAAGAGGAAAAUCAUCUCUUUCAGCAUUAAUAAUUCUGUGGUCAAACCAACAGUAACAGCUCCAUCUUCUGCUAAGGUAACUCCAAGAGUGGACAGCUAUGAAAGCAGGAAGCCCUAUGGCCACUGGGUUCCAGUCAAAUCAGGCCGAACCAACGCACGCAAACACACACUCAGCACCAUGUUACGCUAGUGUGGCAGAGUACAUGGACACUGUAAAUACUGUAAAUAUAUUGUACAUAUAUUGUUCCAUCUUUUCAUGGCCGUUUUCUUUCAGAUGUUAAAGAUUUAAGUGGGAGGAAGUGAAGAAUUCGUCCAGGUGGGAUUAUUUUUUUCCCUUUGUGUAUUGUGUUCAAGGAUUCAUUAAAGAUAUUUAUUUGAUAAAAAA